UAAAUACAAUCACAGUAUCACCUACGAGGCUACGAGCUUUAGUAAAGUAAAAUCUCUCCCUCGAAAUUUUAACCGGCCACCACGAUCGCUUGAAGCGCCAAAACCCUCCACAAAACUCAACAAUGCUCGACCGAUUUCCCCCGGAAAUAAAAUCUGAUAUUCUAAGUCGACUUCCUGUCGAUGACCUCCUGCGAUUCCGAUGCAUAUCCAAGUCAUGGUGUGCCCAAAUCGACGACGGUGCAUUUAUCAAAACCCAUUUGAAAAAAUUCUUCAACGUCUACUCUAGUCUCAAUCUCAUUUUCUCAGGCUGCUUCUACUUGGCAAGCUUUGAGUCGCUUGGCACAGCCGUUGAACUCGAUAACCCUUUGAAGGGUCCCUCUGAUGCACAUCACGAUAUCAAGUUGGUGGAUUCUUGUAAUGGGUUGGUAUGCUUUGGUGAUGCUGUUGGAACCAUUGCUUUGCUGAACCCAUUAACCAGAAAGCACCACAUUCUACCCUUUUUGCCCCUUGAUUUCCAGCUUGAGGGAAAAUCUACAUGGGCUGCUUGGGCUUUUGGAUUUGGGUAUGACCCCAUUAGUGAUGAUUACAAGGUGGUGAGGCUUGGGCAGUAUCUUAGCUUGUCUGAUCAGUUCUUUGACACAGAAACUAAUGUUUACAAUCUUAAAGCAAACACAUGGAGGAAGAUUCAAGGUAUGUCUUAUGUGCUUGGUUUUGAUCAGAAGAUGGGUGUACUUGCAGGAAAUGCGUUGCAUUGGCUAGUGGGUCGAAAUCGGAUCAUGCGUAACCCCAACCUGAUUGUUGCUUUUAAUCUUGAGGUUGAGGACUUUAGGGAGGUGCCAGCGCCUGAGAGUAUUGGUGAAAAUCUUUCUAUCGAUUUGGGGGUCGUAGGAAAAUGGCUAUCGCUGACUGCAAAUUAUGAGUGUAUGCGCCUGGAUGUUUGGGUGAUGAAGGAAUAUGGAGUGGAAGAAUCUUGGACUAGACUCUUUGUGAUCACACCCAACGAAGUAGCACCUUUAAAAUGUUUGAGAACCUUAGCUUUCUCAAAGAAUGGUGAUGAACUUCUACUGGGUGUGCAGGCUGGAAACCUUGUCUGGUAUAACCUGAAAGAAAAGAGUGUCAAGAGGGUGGAGAAACCUAUUUCUGUGACUCCUUUUGCAGUGAAGGCUUUUCGUGGAAGCCUUGUUUCUCCCUGUGUUAGCAAAGAAAAAACUGAUGCGAAGAAAGCCAGACCACGGAAGGGAAGGAAGAAUAGGAAGAGGGCAUGCCCUUGUUUCUCAGGGACGAAUUCCUAUCAGAGGGGUUUAAGUUGGCUUUGUAGGUAAAUGGAACAGAGUAGGGACGAAUUCCUAUCAGAGGGGUUUAAGUUGGCUUUGUAGGUAAAUGGAGCAGAGUAGGAUCAAGGAUAGGUAGAGUCCUCAUACUGGUGGAAUAAAGCUGUAUUAGCACAUGAGAUGCUCUGAUGGUGGAAGGAAGUGGGGUUAGACUUUGGCCAUCUCUCUGCUUUGUAAAAAAAUCUUUCUACAUAUGAAUAUCUGCUUUUUGUAUAGCCAAAGACCUUUUUACUUGCAAGUUGUCCUGAAAGUAAAGGUUAGCAUACACACUUGAAGGUUGUAAAAAAAUGGUAUGAAUUGAUAGUUUGAAGUUUGAACAUUUUGCUUAUAUCCCAUUAUGCUAGUGCAAAUUGAGGCUGUUUUGAAA
Molecule: messenger RNA, 1698 nt
Organism: Hevea brasiliensis (rubber tree)
Lineage: Eukaryota; Viridiplantae; Streptophyta; Magnoliopsida; Malpighiales; Euphorbiaceae
Product: F-box protein CPR1-like
Exons: 4
Coding region: 123-1322 (399 amino acids)
Molecular function (GO): protein binding
Source: RefSeq, a predicted model, not a curated record